AUGUCGUUCUUUCGCAGACCCGCCGAAGAUUCUUCCUCUGAAUAUGACAGCGACGAGGAAAAUCCAACAAACCUGCCGGAAUCCGGUGCCAACGACGUAGAGACCGAUUCCUUAAAGCAUGGUUCAACUUCCCAAGAAGAGACGGACGUAAACUCUAUUCAAGAUUUACAGCCCGAAGAAAUUUCGGAUGAUUUCUUUAACCCUUCUAUAAAUUCGAUCGCAAAUACAAUCCGCAAAUUCACACGCUUAUCGAUCUCAAAUCGUUUGCAUUCUAUUAACUCGGAUUCUCUCUUUGUUCAAUCUGUUGCUUCGACACUAGGGCUUCCCAUAGUAGCGAAUGAACGAUGUGGAAGCUGGUAUGUCCCGCCGUCUCAGAAAGCAGGAUCAUGCUACUUCAAAUCCACAGACGGACAUUUUGGAUGUUGGAGUUUUAGUCUGAGAAGACUAAAUCUCGGGAUUCUGGAGCUUAUUGGACAAAACAGAGGUUGUAUAAUCGUCGACAGCACAAGGAGAGGAAAAUCUAUUCCCGACGCACUGAGUAAAACUGUUCCAAUCUGGUGUGCAGUUAUGAACUCCGUGCUUUUCCCUGGUAGCUCCGAGGAAGGCGCAAAAGUCGAGUUACCAGAGAACGCUGUUUCCGCGUCAGAAAGGGCACAGAUCUCAAAGUUGAUUGAUGGGUUUUCGAAACAAUUGCGAGAGCUGCAGCUCGACACGCAGAAGCUUGCAGCGCAGUUACGAAAACCCAUGAAACCGGUUUGGAUUACUCGGGAAACAGAUGUUGCAGAUAUAAAAUAUAUCGGGGAAGAAUAUAACCCUGUUUAUCUCUUAUCAGCAUCCAGGUAUCUCAAAGAAGAGUUACAACCAAGAGAUUCGGGAGCGCUCGGGCAGAAUUUCGUAUAUAUACAAGGUGCAGGGGAUGAUCAUGAAGGGUGGGCUAGAGGAUUACUACCAGUUACCUACUGGGGAAAUCGAGAAAGGUUGCUGCAGACCCCAGAAGCUGAGUUACCGGAACUUAUCGACGAAAUUGUCAAAUCCGGGGGAAGCAAUAGCAAUAACCCACCCGCCACCGAUCUCACGGGACUAUCUAUCCUCAGCAAAGUUCACAAGAAACUUGCGAUAUGCGAUCUUGUAACAUACGAAGCUUUGAGGAAAGCUCAAACACCCGUCGCAGCAGCUAUAGUUUGUUACGAAUCCGGUGUGUUUCUGGAAGGACGUGCAGAAGCCAACAAAAGUUGGUGCCCUGAAUAUCGAACGUAUAUUCCUCCAAAUAAGGUAGGAAGCAAGCAGCUUCGAACCAAACUUGUGGAAGUGGUGGGUUGGGCGGGGGAGCUUCUUACGUCGGACUCAUCACGACCGCUUAUCAUUGCGUGCCAAACGGGGAACAACGUGUCGGUUGGUAUCACGCUUGCAUUAAUAUGUCAGCUAUUUGAUGAUCAUGGUCGUCUCACACCCAAAUCUGCAAACUCGAAUCAGCAGGUGGAUAAAGGCAUGAUUCGUCAACGCCUUAGUUGGAUCAUAUCUGAUCGGACACAAGCGAACCCGUCCAGAGCGACCCUUCAAGCGGUCAAUCUAUUCCUGAUGGGGUGGGCCUAG
Messenger RNA from Orbilia oligospora ATCC 24927, 1593 nucleotides. RefSeq lists its product as uncharacterized. Gene Ontology annotation, molecular function: tRNA adenosine(64)-2'-O-ribosylphosphate transferase activity. Gene Ontology annotation, cellular component: cytoplasm. Lineage: Eukaryota; Fungi; Ascomycota; Orbiliomycetes; Orbiliales; Orbiliaceae. Gene Ontology annotation, biological process: charged-tRNA amino acid modification. The record is from RefSeq and is a predicted model, not a curated record. The coding region runs from base 1 to 1593 and encodes 530 amino acids. The transcript has 2 exons.